AAAGGAAUGUAAGUGGUGAUUGACAGUGACUGUCCGACUCGUGUCAGCAACCUCAUUACUGUGAGGAAGAAUGAAAGAGAUUGGAUUUCCUAAAAAAGAACAAAAACCUGUCAUCAAAUUUGUUAGAUAGUGGGAGGAAUUAUUGUCACAAAGGGAGUAAAAGGGGUGAAAAUUUGCAGAAACAGAAUGCUGCAACAAAUCUUUAAUAGGAACAGGAAAACAUAUGGACAUCCAUAUGCAUACACUGACGAACCAAAACAUUAUGACCAUCCCUGCAUUUUUCAUUGAACUCAUCUGGAUGGCAUGUAGGGCAGGUGAUUAAGUAGGAAUGGUAUUUAACUGCUGAGGGAGAAGGUAAGGAAUCAUUCUUGCUCUUACUUUUGUGAGUGCUGGGGAAGGCUGCUGAUCUAAGCAAAUUUGAUAGAUGGCAGAUUGUAAUGGGCCAAGGACACGGAAAAUUAUCUCCAAAACUGCACAACUGGUAGGUUAUUCACAAUCUGCCAUUGUUAGCAUUUAUGCAAAGUGGAUAAAUGAUGGUGAAACCAGCAGUAGAGGCCAAGAUGUUUGAUGUCCACACCUCACAAAGAAAAGGAUGUUUGAGACUGUCCCACUUGGUACAGCAAAAUCGGCAGCAGACAGUGGCUUAGCUGACAGCCCAGUACAAUGCAGGUCCAAGUGUUUCAGAAUGUGCAGUUCAAUGAACAUUGUUGGAUGUGAGACUGUACAGCAGACAUCUCACUUGUGUGCCUUUGUUGAUCAAGUUUCAGAUCCAUGGAUAGGUGGAAGACAAUUGUCUAAUCAGAUUAAUCAUGAUUUUUCAUUCAUCAUCUCGAUGAUCAUGUCAGAGUAUGCCAUUUUCUAGGUGAUCAGAUGCUCCCCUCCUGUACAGCAGGUCAUACACAGGCUAGUGGUGGCAGUAUUAUCCUUUGGGGGGACAUUCUCAUGGGUACCUCUGGGACCCUUAGUUGUAGUCCUCCGAGACCUGACUAUGAAAGCUGUGAACUAUCUGAACAUAACUGUGGAUCAUGCACCCUCACUUGCUGUCUGAUAUCCCAACUGGAAAUGAAAUUUUCCAGCAGCGCAAUGCCCCAUAUCACAAAGGUUUGAAUUGUGUUGGAGUGGUUCGAGGAGCAUAAGGAUUAAUUCCAUUUAAUGUCCUGGCCACCUAAUUUACCAAAUCUUAACUUGAUAGAGCACAUUUGGGAUGUCAUCGAGUAGCAGUUCAGAGCUCAAACCAUGUCAGAAUAUCUUGACUUUGUGUGACCACUGCUCAGAUAUUUGGUACAACCUAUCUCCAGUCAUCUUCCAAGAACUUGUGACGUGCACCCCAAGGCAAGUUGCAGCUGUUUUGUAGGCCAGAGGUUGGGCAGUGCAUUAUUGAGUAGGUAGGUGGUCACAAUGUUUUCACUCUUCAAUGUAAAUAUGUACUGCAAUUAUAAUAAUAUAGUAAUUAAAAUGUGUUUAUACUGUUUGCAUUGUAUAGAGGAUGUUAAAAAUUCUUACGGUUGACUACAGUAUUUUGAAGAUAAUAUUCCACUUGGCCAGAAGAAAUCACUUAGCAUUUUUUUUUUAAGCAAUCAUUGAAUUAUAUGGAAUACUGAUAUACGGGGAGACGAAUUAGCAAGAUUCUGCUUUGUUGGUUUUAUGUAUUUUUUUAGAUACAUGUAAUUAUUUAUCAAAGUAUUAAUUCUUUGAUAUUCUUGCAGAAUGUGAUAAUACAGAAGUGCGUGAUACAGCUUUAGCUGGGAGGAUGAAGUUUUCAGAAUUUGACAUUGAUAAAGUAAUGAAGAAUGGAAGUAAUUUACUAGCAUGUGAAAGCACAAAUGUUGAUGUAUUUGAAAAUGCAGGUAUGGACCCACAAGAGCAUUUAGCCAGGCAACGACAGAUGCUAAACAAACACUUGGGCCUCAAUUUUUCAUCUUUUAUUGGACUUGAUACUAAUUAUUUAUCAGUUGAGGAUUUUGAACUUGAUCAAAAACCAAAUGAAAUAAAAAAGCUUGAUGAAACUGAAACUUCUAACUCAGCAGUAAAUGCAAAUGAUAGUAUGGUGAAGCAGUUUAAAAUCAGAACUUCAAGUAAAAAUAGUAUUACCUCUCAUGCCUCAAAUGGACCUGAAUAUGAGCCACUGAAGAAGAAAUGGCGAUGUGAUGAAAAUUCAGACCCUGAGGAAAUGUCUGUUGACAUAUCUAAUACAGAAAAUUUGUGGGAAGAAUCUAAGCAGUGGCCUCUUGAAGCAUUUAGCGAUACUCUGGUUCAUGAUCUGUUAAAUGCAUCCUGGGAUAUUAGGCAUGGUGCUGCAACUGCUUUGAGAGAAAUAGUUCGCAUACAUGGAAAGAGUGCUGGAAAGCGGGCAGAUGCUUCUCCUGAUCAGAUGGAAAUUCUGAAUCAGUUAUGGCUUGAAGAUUUAGCAUUGAGACUAACCUGUGUUUUAGCAUUGGAUAGAUUUGGAGAUUUUAUAUCUGAUCAAGUUAUAGCUCCAGUGCGAGAAACUUGUGCUCAAGUUUUAGGUGCAGUAACGAAUAUUAUGUCUGAAGAUCACGUUGCAAAAGUGCUGCAGAUUUUGCUACAGUUAUUGAGUAGACCUGAAUGGGAGGCUAGACAUGGUGGAUUAUUAGGGUUAAAAUACAUUUUAUCUGUACGAAAGGAUAUGAAUUCAUUUAUGAUACCACUUGUGUUUCAACCUGUGUGUGAAUGCCUUAAAGAUAAUGUUGAUGACGUGAGUGCAGUUGCAGCUGCAGCAUUAGUCCCUGUUACAAGUACUAUUGUUAAUACUUUACCAGAAAAGAUUCCAUCUGUUAUAGCUUCAUUGUGGGAUGCUCUUUUAGAUCUUGAUGAUUUAACAGUUUCCACAAGUAGCAUAUUACAGCUUUUGGCAUCUUUAUUAUCAUUUGCUUCUGAACAUUCUUCAGAAAGUUACUCAAAUUUUGAAGAGCUUAUUCCCCGUCUUUGGCCAUUUUUAAGUCAUAAUUCAUCAGGUGUAAGAAAAUCUGUUCUGCAAGCCCUUAUCACUUUGACAUCAAGUACCAGUUCUCAGCCUUGUCCCUCAUGGCAUCCAGGCAUAUUGCAGCCAGCACUACGUCUUUUAUUUCAAAGGUGUUUAAUUGAGCCUCUUCCUGAAAUACAUGAUUUUCUUUUUACUGUGUGGAAAAAUAUAAUUUCUCAAGCACCUUUAAUAUCUGUAAUUUCAUCUGUUAUUUCGUAUCUUAGUUCUUGGUUAACAAUGUUAAUGCAACCAUCUACUGUACCAAUUGAUCCCAAUGUAAAUAGUGCCUGGCUAGAGGUUCCACAUAAACUAAAGGAUAAAAUGUGUGCUCGUGGUCGUAAUUCUGGUAUAUCUGGUUGCUCAAGAGUAGUGCAAGAACAGUAUUAUAUUGGAGGAAAUGAUUCUAUUAAUGAAAGCUUUAAGGAAAGAGAAAAGUGUGUUGCUCGAGCUAGGAUGACUGGUGCAAAGUUUAUUGGUUUUCUUUCUUCUUACAUUACAAAACCUAUCCCUGGUGUUUUGUAUCCUCCAGAAACUGAAACACCGACUGAGUCAUUUGUAAAACUUGUUUUGUUUCAUUUGAAUUGGAAAUCUGCUUUACAGAGAUUGGCUGUUUCUUUGGUUUUAAGUGAAUGGGCAAAAUUUGAUGAGAAUAAUACUUGUCCAGAUUCCAUCAAAGAAAAGUGCUUAGAAUGCCUAAGUGAAACAGUAUAUUAUGAUGAAAUUGCUGUUGCUUUUACAAGGUUGCAACAAGACUGUAAAGACUUUAUAGCGCUUUUGAAGCAUUAUUCAGUUCCAGUGGACCAAUAUUUUCAAACAGGGUGAA
Molecule: messenger RNA, 3806 nt
Organism: Stegodyphus dumicola
Lineage: Eukaryota; Metazoa; Arthropoda; Arachnida; Araneae; Eresidae
Gene: Hel89B
Product: histone acetyltransferase 1
Molecular function (GO): DNA binding; TBP-class protein binding; ATP hydrolysis activity
Source: RefSeq, a predicted model, not a curated record